AUGGGCUCUCCUAAAGAUCACCUUCCUCCCAUUUCGGAGGACACCAUACGGGCUCUCUUCGCAUUUCUCGACCUACCGCCGCCACAGUCGGUAUCUACUUUGUCUACUACAGCAGAGUAUCAUUCGAUUUAUGUCAUUUCAUUUGCGCCCGAAGUGGCCGAUGCCGCUUUUCCGACGCUUUCACGGUCCAACAAGGAUUGCGUUGAGCUUAUCCUGCGCAUCUCUGGCCCUCACCUACCCCGCAUCAAAACCAUCAACGAAGUCGCCGCGAUGACUUGGCUGCAACAAAACACUCGGUUGCCUGUAGCCAAAGUCAUACGUUAUGAUGCCAGCACCAAUAAUCCACUGGGCCACGAAUUCACUCUUCUGCAGCGACUCCCUGGCGUCACAGUCAGCGAGAUUUAUGAUCGACUCCCACCACAGCUGCUUGACAGUAUCAUCAAUCAGAUGGUAGACAUCGUACAGCAAAUGCAUGCAGUCUCUUGGGAUGGUGUGUCCGGCCUUCAAUUUGACCAUGACGGAAACGUUGUCCCGGGACCUAUAAUAGAGGAGACGUUCUGGCAGCAGCCUGAUGUGGUCAAAUACUGGCCUGAGUCAGAGUCAGUCCAAUCCCUCAAUAUUAGCGGUCCUUACAAUUGCUACACCGAUUACAUAGCCGCGAUGGUGCGUGUUUAUCAACAUGCAAUUCGCCUUCAUCCAUCAUUGGCAGAUAUGAGAGAUAUACUACCGCGCCUUGAUCUCUUUGUAAACAUCCUGUCUGAGUUCCCGGAGCUCAAUAAGACCAGAUAUUUCCUCGCACACAAAGACUUGCAUUUUGCAAACAUCAUGUGCGAUGAGUCGAGUGGCCUGAUAACUGGAAUUUUGGACUGGGAAUUCUCCAGCAUCGUGCCUGCACCCCGCUGGAAUCCUGUCGGGGCAUUUCUUUGGAAUGGUCAGUACUCUGAGGGAGCUAUGGCAGAGAGAGAUCGUCUCAAGACCUUGUUUACAGAAUGUUGCGCCGCACGGGGAUUGAAGUCGCUGAUAGAUGAGACGAAACCAAACUCGGUAAUGCAGGGGGCUAUGCAGGAAGCUAUUAACUACUUGCGUGCAAUCGUGGAGGUGCGCCCACGGGGUCAAAAGGAAGAAAGGGUGCCCAGCUGGCGUUCCACUCUUGAAUCCCAGCUAAAGAUUCUGGGUGUUUGA
This is a messenger RNA of Trichoderma aggressivum f. europaeum, 1182 nucleotides long. RefSeq lists its product as uncharacterized. The record is from RefSeq and is a predicted model, not a curated record. Lineage: Eukaryota; Fungi; Ascomycota; Sordariomycetes; Hypocreales; Hypocreaceae. The coding region runs from base 1 to 1182 and encodes 393 amino acids. The transcript has a single exon.